CAGGUUGUGCUGUCUUGGUCUUCUUAGAGUGAAUUAACCAUUUCUGGAAAGCCACCAGGCAGGAUCAGAAUGUGGGGAGACCAUCGACAGAGCAACAGAAUGGGGUCUUUUCGUGGGAGCCAAGAAGAAAGGUUUGCUCCCGGGUGGAACAGGGAAUAUCCUCCUUCCCUUGAUAGUCUUGCUCAAGAAAGACACUCUGGCAACUUCUCUGGCAGAGAAUCACUUCCUUUUGAUAUCCAGGCACUCACAGGCCUCCUCAAUCCUCAGUUUGCCAACAGAGAGGAACCUUCUUUCAGCUUUGGAGCUAGAGAUGGACCACGUAGUGACUUCAGAGGUGGGGAGGGGCACCAUGAUUUUAGGGGCAGAGAUUUCCCACCAUCUGACUUCCAGGGCCGAGAUGAGUCUCAGAUGGAUUUCAGAGGUAGGGACCCACCUUCUUCUGAGUACAGGGGCAGGGAUAUGUACUCUGGAGACUUCCGGGAGAGAGAAGGGCCACCUAUGGACUUCAGGGGUGGGGACGUACCUUCGGUGGACUACAGGAACAGGGAGACGUUCCGUAUGAACUACAGGGACAGGGAAGCGCAUAAUAUGGAUUACAGGGGCAGGGACGAACCUCCGUCAGACUUCAGGGGAAGGGGGUCUUUUGACCUGGACUUCAGAGGCCGAGAUGGAUCUCAUUCGGACUUUAGGGCGAGGGAUGUGUCGGAGUUAGACUACAGGGGCAGAGACCAUUCCUAUUCAGACUUCAGAAAUAGGGAUGUACCUGAUUUGGACUUCAGGGGCGUGGGCACUUCUGAUCUGGACUUCAGAAACAGAAAUGCACCGUCGUCAGACUUCAGAAAUAGGCACAGGUCCCGGUCUGAUCAGGAUUUUAGGAGCAGAGAUGUGGCUCCUCCUAUGGACUUUUCAGAUAGGGAAAUGCCUCCUGUGGAUCAAAGCCUUGUAGAUUUUAGGCGCAACCAGUCUACUGUACCUGUAGCUGAAAGAGAGAGCUCUGGUUUAAAUACCAGCAAGAGAGAGGAUUCUGCACUUAAUCUAGAUAGAACUCCCUUUGGUAGCCAAAAAGGAGAAUUCCAACAUGCAGAAGCACCAGCCAGAGAAGAGGAAUCCCUUGGACUGGGUCUUGAAGACGACACUUCACACAAUUUCCAAAAUAGCCGUGGACCUGUUCCUACUCUCCAGGACCAAGAGGAGCAACCUCCGACGUUUGCUAACAAACAGCAACAGCAGCAGCUUUCUGGUGGGGAGCAGCAAGGAUCCGAUUCUGAUCUUGGGUUAAAGGGUGAAGGCGGCCUGGAUUUCCUUGGAAGGCAAGAUACUGACUACCGAAACAUUGAGUAUCGCGACGUGGAUCACCGGCUGCCAGGGCAUCAGAUGUUUGAUUAUGAACAUGGCAAGUCCUUUUCAGAAGGAAAACCCAGCAAAGAUUCUAGGCCCUAUAAGAGCCUUCAGGACCAGGAUUACCGGACCUGUCCCAAAUAUGUGAAGCCAAGCAAGCUCAUUCGGCUAGGAGGAGUGCCUGAAACUGCCACAAAGGAUGAUAUUCUCAACGCUUUCCGAGGGCCUGAUGGGACACCUGUGAAGGACUUGAGACUGAAAGAUUACAGCUCAG
Molecule: messenger RNA, 1612 nt
Organism: Eurypyga helias (sunbittern)
Lineage: Eukaryota; Metazoa; Chordata; Aves; Eurypygiformes; Eurypygidae
Product: RNA-binding protein 6-like
Exons: 4
Source: RefSeq, a predicted model, not a curated record